Pungitius pungitius (ninespine stickleback) is the source of this 3303-nucleotide messenger RNA. Its product is annotated as BEN domain-containing protein 4. The transcript has 6 exons. NCBI's taxonomy places the organism in Eukaryota, Metazoa, Chordata, Actinopteri, Perciformes, Gasterosteidae. Gene Ontology annotation, molecular function: DNA binding. The record is from RefSeq and is a predicted model, not a curated record. Bases 72 to 1787 code for a protein of 571 amino acids.
GCCUGUCAAAACCAACACGCCGCGAUACCGACCCCGGAGCCCGUCCGCCGCGCUGUGACAUCUGGCCCGGGAUGGAGGGAGAGAUGCAGCCCGCCGAUGAAGGGCCGUGCGCCCCGAAGAUGUGCCGACCGCCUCGGGGUCCGUACAGCACCCUGAAACCCUUCCAGAGCAGGCGCUCGGCGGGCAAGUCGCGCUUUGACAGGUCCGCCGUGGUCGGGGUGCCGCUGUUUGGCGACGGAAAUCACUUCACUUUCCAGCCCGAGCAGCAUCAUCGUUUCCAGCCUCCCCAGCACCACCAGAACCACCAGCAGCACCAGCAGCGUCUGCAGCAGCUCCACCAAAGCAGCUUCGCCAUCAGCAGCAGUCAGCAGCAUCGUUUCCCCGGUGAGAACGGGCCCGGCAGCGGGGUCCCGACAUCCACCUCGGCGGCGGCAGCGUCUCCCGGUGCCCCGCAGCGGCUCUCCCCGGACUGCACCUACGGCAUCAGCGCAGAGAAUCGUCUCAUCCUGGAUGCCUUCGCUCAUCAGUGCAGCCGAGUCCUCAGCCUCCUCAACAACGGCCGCCUCCUGGAGCCCUCCUCCUCCUGCUCCUCCUCCUCCUCUUCCUCCUCUUCCCUCACGUCCACCAUCAAGCUGGAAGGCGGGCCGGCGGAGGCGCAAGGGCCUCGCUGCUCCUCGCUGUCAAAGUCCAAACCUGAAGAGAGUUCCUCCACCACGCACCCAGAAGAGGGGGCCACACGAAGCCAUCUCAACCAACAGCAGACCUCCGCCGUCCUCCGCAUCUUCACGGACUCCCUACAGAGCUACCUGCUCUCGGGGCCUCGGCGGCAGCAGCAGCAGCAUCAUCAUCAUCAUCAUCAUCCGGCCGCCGGGCCGGACGAUGAGCAGCCUCCAUCCGCAGAGCCCGGCUCGGGCGCCAUGUCUCCUCCGAGACACGGCCUGGCCGGCUUGGGCUCGCCGGCGCCGUCAGAGUCCUACGGCCACCCGUCGUCCACGCUGCCCGAGGAGGAGGAGGAGGAGGAGGGGGAAGAGGAGGAAGAGGAGGAAGAAGAAGAGGAGAGCUGCUGUCCACGCUGCCUGGAGUUGGAGCAGGAGGUGCUGUCUCUGCAGCAGGAGAACGAGGAGCUGCGCAACAAGCUGGAGAAUGUCCCAGCUCCCUGUCAAAAUGUCCUCGACUACUUCAGGACUGUUCUGGAGUUCCACAACCAGCUGGUCCAGCCGCUGCCGGAGGAGCAGCUCACCGAGUUGUGUGAACGCUUUGUUAAAAAAAAACCUCUGUCCACGCAGGAAGAAGAACGGCAAACCGUCUUUGAGGGCAGCAAACAGCUGCUGGAGAACUAUCCCCUCUUCAUCUCUAACAAGCAGUGGGACGAGGCCGUCAACUCCUCCAAGAAAGACGGCCGGCGGCUGCUGCGCUACCUGAUCCGCUUUGUCUUCACCACGGACGAGCUGAAGUUCUCCUGCGGUUUGGGCAAAAGGAAGCGCUCGGUCCACUCGGGAGAUCCCGGCCUGGAGAGGCGACCGCUGAACCCCGUCAAAGUCAGCUGCCUCCGAGAGUUCAUCCGCAUGCACUGUGCCUCAAACCCGGACUGGUGGAUGCCUUCGGAGGAGCAGAUCAACAAGGUGUUCAGCGACGCCGUCGGUCACGCCCGUCAGGGCCGCGCCGUGGGCACCUUCCUGGGCAGCAGCGGCAGCAGCACCAGCAGCCUGUACAUGGACGGCUUCGACGGGCACCUGUCGCAGGACGAGCCGUACCCGAAGGGGGGCCACAGCGGCCAGUCGGACUGAAGGAACGGCAGAAAUUAGAGACCCGAUGUAGCUGCACAGCAAAACACCCCCGAAACGCUGAGCACUUCACAGAGUGAAGGAAACAUUCCAGAUAAUGUUUAGCUUUCACUCCCUUUGAAUAGUUUCAAUACCUUAAGGUGGUUUUAUUUUUUAUUUGAGUCUUCCAUUUGCUCCUUUUUUUUCUAUGGUUUGAUGGUUUGAACAGUUUUGUCACUACGGAUUCUUAUGUUUUGAGCCUUUGAGAGUCCCAGUGAUUUAUUUCUUCCUCGUGAAGGUAAUCAGGAAUCUAUUUGUGCUAAUGUUGCCCAAGCUGGAGACUUGUAACCAUCACGUCACAGAAAGUAGCAUUUCAUACUUUCCCACCAAAUUGUGCGUCAUCGGCGAAGCACCUUUACUUGCAAAUCUUCAACAGGAGUGCCUCCGAGAAAGUUGUGUGCUGUUACCUGUAGUCUUGCACUUUUCAUUUCAUUCCCUCAAUUUUUUUUUUUAUAAAUGUAUAUUCAGAUGGCUCGUUUUAAAAAGAGAAGAACAUUAAGAGUAUCUCCAAUGAUUCCGAUGGGUGAGAAAAGUCUUGGUCGAGUCUGAUUUGAGGAAAAAAGAAGACGUAGUUAGUAUUACAGAACAGUGUGUACAGUUCAAUAGAAUUCUAAGAGGCAUUGUGAAAUGCUGCAUAUGUCAGCAAAGCUCAUGUUUGAAAUGCAGAAUCAGAAAAUAAUGGGAAACAACAAGACGGUUUCUGUUUAAUGCUAAUUUAUGCACUUUCUUGGCUCUGUCAGAUUAUUCAUCUUGACGAAAAGGUUCUUCGGCUGAAAGGUAAAUGCAUCGCAUUCUACCUACAUUUAUUUAUCCUAUCAGUGGGAAGACUUUUUGUCUCAGGAUGAAUAGAUGUUGCCGUAUAAUAUUGCCUUAAACUUGAUUCAAGACCACAACGCUAUAAAGUGCUGGUGCUUUGUGUUAUCAGUUGUCUCUGUCUUCUUUACAAUGACAGAGAACGAUCCUUUCUAAAUAAUCAUCUGUUGACCCAAGAAAAAUCGAGCACUUCUUUCUAAUUUGCACUUUUACGCAUCUCGUCGCGGCUCAAGCUGCCCGACACUGAGACGUCUUUAGAAUUGAGCCGCUUGUAUUCUUUGACUUUGUAUUUAUUAUAUUUGGUACUCGAUCACUUCACUUCAUGACACCGUUUUCUACGUUUUGAAUGUACCGGAUUCAUUAGGUCAGUUUGCCACGUCGACUGUGCUGUGUACAUGUGUAAUAUAAAGUACAGUAUCGUGUGAGGUGUUACCACGUCUCUCUCUCUCAAAAAGCCAAGUAGAAAAGUGCCACAGAAACCUUUAACAGUGGGAUUCUGUCGUCGUGUUGCUGUUCUGAAUGUGAGCGCUUAUUUGUAUUUACUCCCUCAAAGUGGCUGUUAUCAACACUGUGAAGCAUCAAUAGGAUUUUUACAAAUCUAAUAGCUUCUAUUGUUUUUUUUAUUUAUAAUGAAUAAAAGAGGCACAGAAGGUGAAAGCGUACAUUG